Messenger RNA from Acanthaster planci (crown-of-thorns starfish), 1285 nucleotides. RefSeq lists its product as uncharacterized. The record is from RefSeq and is a predicted model, not a curated record. Lineage: Eukaryota; Metazoa; Echinodermata; Asteroidea; Valvatida; Acanthasteridae.
AUUGAGAGGAGUUUAACAGUCAACGGCUCUUGUUUAGUCAGGCCGCGGUUUUUGCUGGGUGUGCUGGGAGUUAUUACAGUUAUCACUGUAAGCCUAAGGGAAGAGCGACUCCGCAGAUUAUUUGCACCCAAAUCAGACGAACUCUGCACCAAGUUUAAGAUAUGUGAACGUUACAGUUCCUUUAAGUAGUGUUUCCUCUGCAUCGUAAUCCAUAUUAAAGAUGAGGGACAAACAAAAUCCAGGAGACACCUAUAACUAUAAGGAGCACGUCUAUGCCGACCCAGUCGCGCUUCGAAAUGAAAUUGAGGACGAGAGACAGCAAAAAGUGGACAAACAAGAUGUCAAGAAGUACCAGCAACCCAGUAGCCCUCCCCCGGUCCCAGGUGGACCAAGAAACGGCACCUCGGGAAACGGCCUGUACUCGGAACUCGCAAAGAAGACCAAUCUGCCGAAAUCCACCGUGCGAGAUCUGGCCAGCCUGUUCGGCGGGACGGUCCCGCGGACUCAACGCGACAAAGCGCCGGAGGACUUGCUGCCGCCGCCCGUACCCGAAGUCACGGGCUCGCGGAACGUGUUUGAGACCCCACCAGAUAGUCCCGUCAAAACUACUGUACAUAGUGCAAGUACUGUCCUGAACAUAUUAAGUGAUGAAACGGCACCCUGUCACGACGAGACUCCUGAAGAAGGCGUUUACGAGCCGAAUUUUAAAGAGGAAGAGACCAAUGUCUGUGUGGAUUUGGAAGAUGUAGAAGAGCCACCGCCCCAAAUUUUGAACGCACAACCAAUCAGUUUGGAGGAGUCACUUCAGGCCUCGUCCCCGGAGCCAGAUGAUGAAGCUCAAGUUGUCAUCGACGUACGAAUCAAUUCCGAAGCUGGGAUUGAGAUAGGCGCCGAAAUCCCGACGGUUACCGAAGAUGCGAACUGUACCGACGAUGACGGUGGAAUCCGGUUGAUCAAGAAUGUCAAACGCGACCCUUUCGCCGUUGAAACCGGCAAUACUGGCGAAGCGAGCACGGCCUCGACAGCACCGGUCGGCAUCCCGGUUCCUGCCAAACUGGAACACGGCUCGGAGACCGGAUCAGGUGGUGGUAGCAGCAGUGGAUCCACCAAGCGGAAGAAAAAAGCCGUGGAGUCUGGGAUCAACUCAGCCGGUCACAUGCGCCGACAUCUCAUUAUCAUCUCCUUGUUUCUACUUAUCGUGUUGAUUCUAGUCUUGGUGGCCGUGGUGGUUCUCAUCAAUUACACUGAGAUUUUUGCUUGACAUUUUAAGUUCUAUAUUCACACC